Molecule: messenger RNA, 910 nt
Organism: Brassica oleracea var. oleracea
Lineage: Eukaryota; Viridiplantae; Streptophyta; Magnoliopsida; Brassicales; Brassicaceae
Exons: 4
Coding region: 289-681 (130 amino acids)
Biological process (GO): regulation of alternative mRNA splicing, via spliceosome
Source: RefSeq, a predicted model, not a curated record
ACUACUUUCCACGGUCUUUUUUUUUUCAAUUACUUUCCCCAAACAGUCGAUAUCUUUUUCUCUUCUCUGGCUUUCUCACCCAAACCUUAAAACUCUAUCUCUAGGUUUUAUUUAUUCUUUCCUCUUCUUCUUCGUUUUUGAUUUCAACUGCUGAUGUUGGAAAAGUGACAGCGAUUCGCAUUUCUUCUUCUCUUAGUUUGCAAUUUCUUGGUUUAGCAGCUGCGUCGGGUCUGAAAUUUCCAGUGGAAUAUGGGAUCGCGUUGGAACAGCAAUUGAAGAAAGAAGAAGAUGAACUCAGGAAGAAUAAGAGAGAAACGGUCAAUCUCUUCCAGAGACCGGAACCCUGACUCCGGCAUUCCCGGCGAUUUGAAAUCCGACUCCGACAGCUCACCAGACCGCGACUCUAGGUACGGAAACUAUCCACCUGAAGCAACUUGUGGAUAUAGUUGCAAGCAUAAGAAAACAUUGGAGGAGGAUCCUUCUGCUUUUGCAUUUGAUGAAGUUUAUGAUGACAUGAAACACAGAGACAUUGUUCCUAAACUGCAAGAUCGUCAAGACCUCAAGUUGACAUGUGUUGCAGGAUCUGGUAAAGGGGUUUCAGACACUCCCGUGACGCUCCAUAUUGCGAAUGCAGAGCUUGCUCCAACUCACCCAAUCUGUCUAGGUCUGGCACUGAACUGAUGAGUUAUGUGCAGGCUCCAAAAACUUCACAAGAUAAAAUGGCUACUGAGCUUCAAGACAAAUAGAAAAUACUUGCAAAUCAGAUGAUCAAAAUGCAAAGUUUUGUCUAUUGUUUUUGAUUCGUUGUUGAUCCUUACCUGUAACAUUGUUUUAAGACUGCUAUGUUUUUAUAAAUCAAUUUGUAUAAAUUAUGGAAUAUAUUUUUUACCAAUUAAAAGGAGGAUUAACA